AUGCCGCUGGACAAGAACGAGUUCAAUCGGCAGCAGGUCGGCGGGUACUCUGGGGACUCCCAGCCCGCGGCCGAGACGGCACCCAUGGCCGUGGAUGACUCGAUGUCGGAGGGCCUCCGGGAGCGGCCGAACUACAUCAAGCUCUUGUCCGUCGAGCUUGGGGAACAUGUCGGAGUGCCGCCCGCAAAGAUUGCCAGUGCCUUGCAGCAGUUGCCGAACGAGGUUGCGAAGCUCCUGAUCUCACACAAGGAGGUCAAGUUCCCGAGUUGGCUCACCAGCAGCAUGGUUCAGACGGGCCCCCCUGGCACCAAGGAAGAGCUGAACGUGGUGCGCAAGCACUCGAGAUCGGCGAAGGUUCACAGCGACUACCUCCGCAUCGUCCGCCCAGAGGUCACCAUCAAGAGGUCUUACAUCGUGAAGACCAUGAGCACGGUGGACACGUCGCCGAAGGUCAUCGUGGCUGCAGACGGCGAGCUGCUGGGCCCAGACGCUGACGCGCAGGCCGCCGACGCCGUGGUGCUUCCUGUCUCCGCCACGGGCCCGUCGUCCCCGAGCUCGGUCAGGCGCGGCGACGCGGGUCGCCAGCCAGUGGGGAACUCUUGUAAGUGCGAACGGUGUGGUGUCACGCCUGGCAGCAUGAAGCCGUGGGCUUUGACUGGGGCCGAUGAGCAUGGCAACGCUGUCCCCGUCGGGUCAGCCUGCCUCGAGUGCGCCACCGUUCAUCGUGAUUCGUGGGCCGUGGAAGGGUCGUUUUCGGAUGUGAGCAAGGAGUGCCGCAAUAACGAGGAGACGAACGAGAGGUUCGAUGAGAGUGCCGUUGUGAAGAGGGGUGAGAAGGUGAAGGACUUCGACGAGGUUGGCAUCGACUCUGACAGCGACAUUGGCGUCGAGGUAUCACAGGACUGCGUCGGCCUCACCGUCGCCCAGUUCAAGGAGAUCGCCCAGGGCCGCGAGCCGUCGGAGGCAGGGCUCAAGAUUCAAGACCUCGUGGGGCCCAACGGCGACAAGUUCAAGGGCGUGCUCAUGAAGGAUUUGAACCAACCGUACGUGCGCUUCAGGUUUUUCAAGAGGUCGACCCUUGCGACCAAGCGGACGAAGCUGGAUAAGCGCAAGCAUUACCGCAAAGAGCAGCCUGGUAUGGUCACCAAGGCGAUGAACAAGGGCAACACUGGGUGGAAUAUUAAUCGCAAGAGGAUGGCUGCGGCGCUGACAAUGAAGGAGCUGCAGAAGAAGCUACAGCAGUUGGUCGACGGGUCGCCGCCGCCACCAGUUCCUGCUAGCGACGAUGAGGAUCCCGACGUGCAGGACGUCACCAGCCACGUCUCUGGCGCUGGGGCUGGGGAGCUGAGGACGCCCGACAACAAGGGCAUCAACAAACAAAGGUUCGGCAGCGGCAUGUCGACUAUCAGCCAUGGGACAUCGAGGACCUCGCUCGGCGACUCUGGCGACGGAGAUUCUCAAUGUGGCGACCUUGGCGACAUGAGCGCGUGGGAGCACACGAUCAUGAAGUACGACAUCGUCGCCAUCCUCUCGGGUCAGAAGAUGGGCAAGGAACGCAGGAGGCUGAAAGACUGGAUCGACGCCAAGAGCUCCGACACCACCCUCAAGAACGAACUGAACGCCUGCAACCAGCACUAUGCCAUGGGCAAGCUAGCGGAGGAGAUAUCCCAGCCGAAAGAUCACGUGAACACCAUGCCGAUCGAGAGGCUUAAGAAGAUCGUGAGUGACCUGAUUGAACAUGGGGUGGACUUCCCCACGCCUUUCAAAACGAAGCUGCUCACCAGGGAGUGCGCUGACGCGGCGGCGUUGCUUGUCAGCGGCAAGGUCGACACGUUGACGCACUUCUUGGACGUUGUGGAGCCUUGGGGCAGGCGCGGCGGCGCUGGCGAUGACGCCGGGGGCGCAGCCCAGCAGGAUACGGAGGCAGACGGCGAGAGGUUCAAGUUCAACGCGAAGGCCCCCACGCUCAACACGAUCGAUGGUUCCAUCAGGGAGAAGUCCUUCAUGUUCAUUGACUUCUUCACUCGGCAUUUCAUCGCAGGCUGCGUCAUGGCGCGGCUGGUGGACCAGAAGGAUUACCAGAAUAUCAUGGCCAUGAUCAACUACGUCAUCGAGCGUUGGACCGAUUCUGGGGAGAUGGAGGACGACGCCGUCGAAGCAGUUCUCAAGCUCCUCACUUGCCUUCGAGGUCUCGCUUGCCUGAUGGACCCUCUUUCUCCAGUGGAGCAUUGGAGCGAUUUCCUGGACCUCCUUCGCAACGAUGCGAAACGUGACAUAAAGGACCCGCGGACUCAGUUGGCGACGGCAUUGAGGACAGAGACUGUUACGAAGGAAAUGGUCACCAAGCUCAAGCCUUACAUGGAUCAAACGCGGAAGCUCCGCCCGAUGAUCGACACCAUGAUUGCGACGUUGCGUGCUGGUGAGGCCGUGACCACGAAUGGCUUGAUCACAAUGGCGAAGGAGCUCUCCACGUUUAUGAAGGAGUCACGGCCAGGCUCGGCGCAGAUCCUCGAGGACCUUUUUCGUGCGAAGGUGAAUGACGAGGCUGCCAAGGUGAAGCGGGCGAUCGGUGACAUCGAUUCGGACAAAUCCUCCUCCGCCGCCAUCGAUAGCUUCUGGGGGUGCCAGCGCUCCUUGUUCGUUGCGGUUCACAGCCACCUCUCGUUCGGCGGCGAGUGGGCGGACACCCUCAAGCAGAUCAACGACGCCAUCCCCGUCCUGGAGACUGGUAAGGCUGCCGCGGCCUACCUCAAUGACUUGGACUUGUUCUUCUCCCACGAGGCCGUUGCUUCUUGUGGCGACUGGCGCCUCAUGGCGGCAAAGACGGUCACGUUCACUCAGCAGGUCUACCCAGGCAUCGACCCCUCGACGAAGGAAAGCGCCAAGCAGAGAGUGAUCGCCAAGGCGUUCAUUGUAGUGGAGCAGGCGAUCCACCACCACAAGCACGAAGGCACCCUCACUACUAACCUGGCGGAUGCGAUUGGCGAUGCUAUUGCUUCGUGGUUCAAUUGGGUCCAGGCGACGGGGUACGAUCAGUGGAAAAAAUGCGUGGGCGCUGCCCUCGACCAGGCCCGCCUUCUCGAGAGACUCGAGAACCACUUCGGUACGGACCGCGCUGCCUACAGGGACCUUGCAGUGACGCAGGCUGGGGCUAAUCUCAUGGCGGAGGCAAUCAGCCUUGCGAAGGCCAUGAGCUCGAUCAGGUCCGAGCUGCAUGAGCGCGCGCCCGACCCUAUGAAGCGCAUGCUUGACGACGAGCUCACGCCAGCGUACAUCACUUUCAUCAGCACUGCAGUGGUGGGCAUGUACAAGCAGGCCUUCGAUGACGAUGUGGCGUCCAACAAGUGGGAGGACAUUGCAGGCGGGGGUACCGACGGUGCGAUGUGGUACGCUGCCGCUGCCAACGCCGACAUCAUCGGGGAUUGCGUGACUGCGGCUGGCGACACGAUCUUCACGUACUCGCCCGAGCAGCGGAAGAAGAUGCUCGACGAGUUGGUUUCCAAGCACAGCCAGAUGGUGAAAGCCGCCAAGUUCUACGACGUGGUUUCGGGACCGACGAAGACGGCAAUCGACCUUGGUGAGAAGCUGUUCCGCAUGGCCAGGGCUGCGCACUACGGUGGCAUUUUGGCGUACGUGGCGGCCAACACGGACAAGUCCGAUUUGAGCAGGAUGCGGAAGCAAUGCACGGACCCGCUGGCGCAGAUCAAGAAGUUGGGGAUCCAGGAGUCCGUGCCGUCGGGCCUCCUCGAGAUGGCGGGCAGGGCCGUCAAGAUGCAGCGGGUGUCCUAG
Messenger RNA from Prorocentrum cordatum, 3789 nucleotides. Lineage: Eukaryota; Dinophyceae; Prorocentrales; Prorocentraceae. The record is from the annotation of a GenBank genome assembly.